Molecule: messenger RNA, 649 nt
Organism: Gossypium arboreum
Lineage: Eukaryota; Viridiplantae; Streptophyta; Magnoliopsida; Malvales; Malvaceae
Exons: 1
Coding region: 45-389 (114 amino acids)
Source: RefSeq, a predicted model, not a curated record
AACUUUUUCCCGGCCAUAAAAUUUUCCCCGGAAACAACCAAAACAUGUCUGUUUUGAAGAGAUCAUAUGGUUAUUCAAAGGUGAAUAAAGAAGACCCAGAUGAGAUAAUCCAUAGACGAGCUCAGUUCUUGAUUUACAAAGUGCUAGAACAAGCUGAUUCUAGAAGAAAACCAUCGUUCUUUCGAAUCAAAUUAUGUAGGCUGAAGCUGAAGAUUGGUAGAAAAUUGAAGAAGUUGAAGAAAACUGCGAUGGUUAGUAUUUCUGGUUUAAGAGUUGAUGUAUACAAACAGGUUUUUAAUCAGUUGAAAACUUGGAGACGAUUGCUUAACCGUGGUGGUAAUGAUCAUGGAACCAUUGCUGCUGCCAUUCAUCGUCCUUUGCUCACUUAAAACAUUUUAUGUAUAUAUAUACAUGCAUAUACUGCUUAUAUAUGUAUAUGCAUAUAUAAGAAUUGAUGAUUUUGUUUUGGUUAAAAAUAGGAGAGUUCUGCUAAAAGAAAAAGAAAAAAGGAGAGUGAUACUGUUGUGAUUUUGGAAUAAUAAGCUUUUUUUCUUUUCUUUUUUUUCUUUUUCAUUUGUGCAAUUUUCCAGCAGGUAUAGCUUUGUAUUAUGUUUAAAAUUGAACAAAAGAUUUAACAGCCGUGAUUUAA